CACAGAAUCCCGCCGCUUGUUGUGAGGCCAGAUCAGACCAGGGACCAUUUUCUGCUAUCUUCAUUGUUCAGCAAGCAUUACUUUACGAUGGACGACGAGCUCCAUUCAACACCACCCAGCUCGUGGAGUUGUGGCCAGUUUAGUUUCCCAACAGAGUCCUCAGAAGAACCGUCGUCUAUGCUCUUCAAUCACCCCCAGCACGCCUACGUGGGACUUCACCCCGGAUUUGACACCACCGCGCCUGGGGUGAUCCCGCCUGAUCACAUAACGAACGAUCCCACGAGCGCAUUCUCGAUGAACCACACCUACAACGAUCAUACAAAAUGUUCCCAGAGACAGCACAUGAAUUCAUGGAAUCAAUGGACUAGUGCCCAGGGCGAAACUGCCUGGACGACAGCGCGAACAACGGUACCAAUCUCAGCGGAACAGCAGCCAGGUCAUCUUCUCAACCCAUUCGAUGUCCAAAUGGACCACAGCCAACGAUGGCAGAUGUUCACUCAAAAACCGACGGAGAUCUUCUUCACCAACGAACCGAACCCAGAGCUUAACACGACACUACGGAAGAACAGCAGGACGACGGACCAUAACGAAAUCCAGGAGGAGACACAUUCGGCAAGAGAGGAACGGGAUUUUGGAGAAAUUUUGAACAGGGCGAUGAGCAGGGCGUCUGGACGUCUCAUUGCACUUCUCCAGGAAGAACUGGAGAGGUUAAGCAGGGAGAACGAACUCGUCGAGGAUGUUGAGGAGACGGAUGAGGCGCUAGCAACCCUCAGUCUCGACAACAGGACAUCGCGAUGCCGACUUUGAGUUUUUCGAAAAUACACUGCAGCAUGGUAGUAACACCAGUCAACGUUGUCAAUGGGCUUCGUUCUAGUGUGCUGUCAUGUUUCUUACGGAGGAGGUUCAUCGGGUUUUAUGGUCUUUCGUCUCUGGUUGAAUGGCAAUAUCGGCACACUGUCGUGGCCAGUACGACCUUGGUAGGUAUUGAGCAGGUCUUCAGGUGUCCAUCUUGAUAGUGUUGUUGGGAAGAAGAUUGGCAAGAUAUCCAAUUUCGCGGAGCAGUUCUUGUAAACACAGGUGUUCGUGUAGAUAAAUAGGGUAUCAGCACCAGUUACUGUCA
Messenger RNA from Neurospora tetraspora, 1120 nucleotides. RefSeq lists its product as uncharacterized. Lineage: Eukaryota; Fungi; Ascomycota; Sordariomycetes; Sordariales; Sordariaceae. The coding region runs from base 88 to 807 and encodes 239 amino acids. The transcript has 2 exons. The record is from RefSeq and is a predicted model, not a curated record.